Molecule: messenger RNA, 2209 nt
Organism: Dunckerocampus dactyliophorus (ringed pipefish)
Lineage: Eukaryota; Metazoa; Chordata; Actinopteri; Syngnathiformes; Syngnathidae
Product: elongation factor 1-alpha 1
Exons: 8
Coding region: 155-1543 (462 amino acids)
Biological process (GO): translational elongation; translation
Molecular function (GO): GTP binding; translation elongation factor activity; GTPase activity
Source: RefSeq, a predicted model, not a curated record
UCCCCUCCCGCCAGUUUGCUCGCUCCCGCGGAGGAUCAGCAGCGUCUGCCCUCAAGCGUGUGCGCGCGCCCGCAGUGAGACGACUUGCAGUGACCGGUUGCUCCCUGCUAAGAAACUUCCGACUGUGUCUUGACUUCAGCCUGAGCCAGUUGUCAUGGGAAAGGAGAAAGUCCACAUCAACAUUGUUGUGAUCGGCCAUGUGGACUCAGGAAAGUCCACUACCACGGGCCACCUCAUCUACAAGUGUGGUGGCAUCGACAAAAGGACCAUAGAGAAGUUUGAAAAGGAAGCUGCUGAGAUGGGGAAGGGAUCGUUUAAGUACGCCUGGGUGCUGGACAAAUUAAAGGCAGAGCGGGAGCGUGGCAUCACCAUUGACAUCUCUCUGUGGAAGUUUGAGACCACCAAGUAUUAUGUGACCAUCAUCGAUGCUCCAGGCCACAGGGACUUCAUCAAGAACAUGAUCACUGGGACCUCUCAGGCCGACUGUGCCGUGCUCAUUGUGGCCGCCGGUGUCGGCGAGUUUGAGGCCGGUAUUUCGAAGAACGGGCAGACACGUGAGCAUGCCCUGUUGGCCUACACUCUGGGUGUGAAGCAACUCAUUGUGGGCAUCAACAAGAUGGACUCCACUGAGCCAAACUACAGCCAGAAGCGCUACGAGGAAAUUGUGAAGGAAGUUAGCACCUACAUUAAGAAGAUUGGCUACAAUCCAGACACGGUUCCCUUUGUGCCCAUCUCUGGCUGGAAUGGUGACAACAUGCUUGACGCCAGCCCCAAUAUGCAAUGGUUUAAGGGGUGGAAGAUCAAUAGAAAGGAUGGCAAUGCAUCGGGGACCACACUGCUGGAAGCUUUAGACGCGAUUCAACCACCCACGCGGCCAACUGACAAACCUCUUCGUCUGCCCCUUCAGGAUGUCUACAAGAUUGGAGGUAUUGGAACCGUGCCUGUAGGCCGCGUGGAAACAGGCAUCCUAAAGCCUGGCAUGGUAGUGACUUUUGCCCCUGUCAACAUAACUACCGAGGUGAAAUCAGUGGAGAUGCACCAUGAAGCCCUGUCCGAGGCCCUGCCUGGUGACAAUGUGGGCUUCAACGUUAAAAACGUGUCAGUCAAGGACAUCCGUCGUGGAAACGUGGCUGGCGACAGCAAGACCGAUCCGCCGCAGGAAGCAGCCAGCUUCACUGCUCAGGUCAUCAUCCUGAACCACCCGGGCCAGAUCAGUGCCGGCUAUGCUCCUGUGCUGGACUGUCACACAGCUCACAUCGCCUGCAAGUUUGCUGAGCUCAAGGAGAAGAUUGACCGCCGCUCCGGCAAGAAAUUGGAGGACAACCCCAAAUCCCUGAAGUCCGGAGACGCUGCCAUCGUGGACAUGACUCCUGGCAAGCCCAUGUGUGUUGAAAGCUUCUCUGAGUAUCCUCCACUGGGUCGUUUCGCAGUGCGUGACAUGCGCCAGACAGUGGCUGUGGGCGUCAUCAAGGGUGUGGAGAAGAAGGCCUCCACCACUGGAAAAAUCACCAAAUCUGCCCAGAAGGCCCAGAGGAACAAAUGAAUGUUGUGCUUCGCUGCCGACCCCAGGGUCUCCCAGGGCAGGACAUCAGUCAUCCGACUCCAUCAUACGAUUGGCUGCUUCAACUUAAUAACCAAAGACUGGUUAAUCAUCACGAUGCAUCGCAAAACCAUCCGAAGAAAAGAAAAACAUUCAGAUCCUAUUCUAGUUGGAUUACCAUGACAUACAGUAUAAUGUAAUAUCACAUAGUUUUAAGUGUGCACUGUUGAUUUGAUUCAUGACAAAACCAUUCUGUGAUAGUGUACAAUUAGGGGUAUUCCAAUCUAGCACCUCUCUAUAGUUCUCAAAUACAGGUACUGGUGUGUUUACAUGAUGAAUGUUGUCUUUUAUUAGUGUCGCUUUUCUGUUUUUACAUGACGCUGCGCAUAAGCAGAUAAAGACUACUGUAUGUUUUUCUGAGCAGUAAGUAGACGAGUAGAACGUCAUGUUAUGUGUGGUUCAGCUUUAACAAAGCAUUUUAAACAAAUGGCAAAAUGUGUCCUUCCUAAGUGGCUCUAAAUAGGCCACCUAAUUCUUUAAGCACUUUCAUUGGCACUUUGCUAACUUUGCACUUGCUGUGGAGAUAAUUUAAAAAAAAUGGAUACGCAAAUGCACCUUACUGUAGAAUGGCACAAGCCGCUUUGCAACAUUAAACACGAUUCCACUCAA